Micropterus salmoides (largemouth bass) is the source of this 1843-nucleotide messenger RNA. It is a transcript of the gene evx1, whose product is annotated as even-skipped homeobox 1. The coding region runs from base 40 to 1167 and encodes 375 amino acids. The record is from RefSeq and is a predicted model, not a curated record. Gene Ontology annotation, biological process: regulation of transcription by RNA polymerase II. The transcript is spliced from 3 exons. NCBI's taxonomy places the organism in Eukaryota, Metazoa, Chordata, Actinopteri, Centrarchiformes, Centrarchidae. Gene Ontology annotation, molecular function: RNA polymerase II cis-regulatory region sequence-specific DNA binding; DNA-binding transcription factor activity, RNA polymerase II-specific. Gene Ontology annotation, cellular component: nucleus.
ACUCUCCCGCGAAGUCGAGGUUUUUAAGUCGUACUUGUGAUGGAAAGCAGAGAGGAGAUGGUGAUGCUGGCGGAGGGAGGUCAGCUUGGCAAGAGCGGCUCUAAUUUGUCUGGAGCCAUCGGGAGCCCAGUGCGAGAACCGCAGGGAAAGCCUGGUCACAGAAGCUGUUUGAGCCCCGGCGGUGCGCCUUACUCUCGGGACAGAACGGAGGUGGUGAUGGAGGAAAGCGCACGGAGGAAUAUGUGCGCCGAAAUGAGGCCAGUUGGCACAUCUUCCUCCGGAGAGAGGCACCGGACUGAUCAUCUCCACAAAGACGGCAGCAGCUCAGACACGGAGUCGGACUUCUACGAGGAAAUUGAUGUCAGCUGCACGCCUGAAAGCAUGGACUACCCGACAGCUAAAGGUCGAAAUGGGGAUUCUCCGAGUCACCCGAGUGAGACUGGUGCAGAUCCGGGUAACAUUGUCCCGGGUCAGGGCUCUCUGUCCUAUUCAGCGGAUCAGAUUCGCCGGUACCGGACAGCGUUCACUAGAGAGCAGAUCGCACGGCUGGAGAAGGAAUUUUACCGGGAGAACUACGUGUCCAGGCCGCGGAGAUGCGAACUGGCGGCUGCUUUAAAUCUACCUGAAACUACAAUCAAGGUGUGGUUUCAGAACCGCAGGAUGAAAGACAAGCGCCAGCGUCUGGCCAUGACGUGGCCUCACCCCGCCGACCCGGCCUUCUACACCUACAUGAUGAGCCACGCGGCGGCCACGGGGAACCUGCCCUACCCCUUCCCAUCCCACCUGCCGCUGCCUUACUACUCCCACCUGGGUGUAGGAGCUGGCGCGGCUCCGGCCGCCACCCCUUUCUCCAACCCUCUGCGCUCCCUCGACAGUUUCCGGAUGCUGUCUCACCCCUACCAGAGGCCGGAGCUCCUGUGCGCCUUCAGACACCCCUCCCUGUACCCGGGUCCGACCCACGGCCUCGGUCCCGGGGGAAGCCCCUGUUCCUGCCUGGCCUGUCACUCCAGUCAAUCCAACGGUAUCUCAACCAGGCCCUCCGGCUCGGACUUCGCUUGCUCCCCAACUAGCAGGACUGACGCUUUUGUCACUUUCACGCCUUCAGUGCUCAGCAAAUCCUCAUCUGUGACAUUAGAUCAGAGGGAAGAAGUGCCUCUGACCAGAUAAAACCAAAACGUGUCCUAUAUAAGCCUUUACCAUAAGCUUUUUAACCUAACAUAUUAUAUGAUCAGGACUGAAACAGCAUGAAGAGGUAGCCUGUAAGCAGUGAACGCCAGCUUAAACUUGGGGCAAGAUAAUUAGCCAGAUCUUCAGCACAGUGGAUCUCCCACUACUGAAAAAUAAUAGCUAAUCCCAUUGCAGAGCCGGGACAGCGGGCUGAAAUAUGACGGCAUGGACACAAAACCACAUUUGAUUUUUAGAAGAUUCAUUUGAUGUGUGAGGGGGCGGGGGAUCCAGAUAACGUUUAAAUCUACGUGAUGGAUAGCGUUAUGUUUUUUUAUCAUUACUUGUCCUGUUCUUUACGCGUCCAAACCUACAUGUAGGCCUAUUGUUAGUUACGCGAGAAUGAUGUUUUCCAUCUCUCUUUUUAACAAGGGGAUUUGUUAGUUGAGACUGUGGCCGUCUCAUUAUAAAGCAGUUCUCCACACCGGGGCCCUCCAAGGCGGCCCCGGCCGAAAUGUGCAGAUGCUAGUAAAAUUAGUAAGUGAUGUAUAUGUACGACCCGGUGAAUUUUGAGUGCUGAAUUAAUGAUAAUACCAGAAAGGGAUCGUUACUGCCAAAAGGUAACAAGGCGCCAAGGGAACGGAUUACUACAGCCAGCACGGUUUGACGGAGGAGGAGG